Messenger RNA from Geosmithia morbida, 1005 nucleotides. RefSeq names its product MaoC like domain. The record is from RefSeq and is a predicted model, not a curated record. Bases 1 to 1005 code for a protein of 334 amino acids. Lineage: Eukaryota; Fungi; Ascomycota; Sordariomycetes; Hypocreales; Bionectriaceae. Gene Ontology annotation, molecular function: (3R)-hydroxyacyl-[acyl-carrier-protein] dehydratase activity. Gene Ontology annotation, cellular component: mitochondrion. The transcript is spliced from 2 exons.
AUGUUAUUCUUCCCCCUCCCCCUCCCGCGUCGACGCGUCUCUGUGCGCCUACCCGCGACCGCCCUGACCGGUCAUCAUCUGUCCCGGUGGCAGAGCACGACCGGCCGCGCAUCCACGUCCAAUACACCCAAGGUGAUACCGGACCGCAUGACUGUCCUCCCUUCACGCCAACUGUCCGCCCUACUGGACGACAUCGUCCCGUCCACCGCGACCGUCGACGCCGUCGGCAGCAGGCCCGUCCUGCCCCCGGGCGCACACCUCGUCUACUUUCCCCCUCUGGUGGGCGCAUCGCGUCUGGCCCCCGACGGGGCGGAGGCAGACCACGUGCCACCCGGAUUCCCGAUAGACACUCUACGGGAGGAAGAACAGGGUAAGGCUCCGCCGUCGUUGCCGGGUCGCAGACUCUGGGCCGGAGGGGACGUCGUCUUCCACCCCGGCUGGACGGAUCGUCUCCUCCUCGACGGACGCGCCUGGACGUGCACCGAGACGAUCGGGCGUGUUGACGAGGGCGGCGACAAGAGCGUGGUCGACAUCGUCCGACGCUAUGGCCGGCCUGGGGACGGGGUACCCGACAUCUCCGAGACCAGGACGCUGGUCUUUGUGCGCGGUGGCAGCAGCACGCCAUCAUCUCGUGUUGUAAAGUUCCCCCGCCAACCGACGGCUUCACACCCAUUUUCCGUAUCUCACACACACCUCUUCCACUUCUCGGCCCUCACUUACAACGCCCACUUCAUCCACCUCGACCGCAGUCCCGCCGCCCUGGUCCACGGCCCGCUCCUGUUGGCCAUGAUGCUACGCGCGCUCGGCCGUUCCGACGCACACUCCGAGACGACUGUACAGUCCAUUUCGUAUCGCAACCUUGCCCCCCUGCACGUCGAUCAACCGGGUAGGCUAUGCGUGCGUGGCCCCGAGCCCGACGCCGGCAACGUGUGGGAUAUCUGGGUCGAGGGACCCGGAGGCGGCAUGGUGGCGAGGGGGAGGGCACACAUGGACAGUCCCCCGUGA